Molecule: messenger RNA, 687 nt
Organism: Sorex araneus (European shrew)
Lineage: Eukaryota; Metazoa; Chordata; Mammalia; Eulipotyphla; Soricidae
Product: claudin-34-like
Exons: 2
Coding region: 1-687 (228 amino acids)
Biological process (GO): bicellular tight junction assembly; cell adhesion
Cellular component (GO): bicellular tight junction; plasma membrane
Molecular function (GO): structural molecule activity
Source: RefSeq, a predicted model, not a curated record
AUGAAGUCCAGGAAGAGGUCGGACUCGGCCCGGCGCAGGGCGCUGCGCACCAUGGGGACGGCCCUGAGGAAGAGGCCCUGGAAGACUCCCGGACUGUGGAACACGCGGGUCCACCACAGCAACCUGCAUGUGGCAAGCUUUGCUCUGCUCACUGUUGGCUUGAUCAUGUGCACCGCAGCCGUGGGCUUCGCCGAGUGGCGGAUAUGGCACAUGAGCAGUCCCCAAGGCCUGGCCCUCGUGGGCAUAUGGAAAGUCUGCAUCUACCAAGUGCCGCGCACCCGCGUCGCACCUUUCUGCCACAGCUAUCCGUUCUUCGACAGUUACCUCCCUCCUUCACUUCAGAGAGUCCAGUACCUCCUGCUCCUCGGCGUUAUUCUGGGGUACCUGGGAAAGGUCGCCCUCAUCAUGGCUCUCCGGAAUGUGUUCAUGGCGAAGACGUCCAAGACGAAGGAUUAUUUUCUGAUGUCCGGGUUUCUGUGCACCGUCGCGAGCAUCUGUGUUGUCCUGACUGUCAUCUACACGUACCAAGCCGUAAGCAGCGAGCAGGGCAUUGACUUCCCAUCGUCGUUUUCAAUGCCCUCCAGGCCCGACUCACAGGAACUCGGCACUGCGCCUUUGGUAGCAUCCCUGGGAGCCACCAUGAUGUUCCUGAGUGGUUUGUUUUCCCUUUUCCACAAACUCCCCUGA